Molecule: messenger RNA, 2961 nt
Organism: Cyphellophora europaea CBS 101466
Lineage: Eukaryota; Fungi; Ascomycota; Eurotiomycetes; Chaetothyriales; Cyphellophoraceae
Exons: 1
Coding region: 1-2961 (986 amino acids)
Biological process (GO): glutathione metabolic process
Cellular component (GO): cytosol
Molecular function (GO): 5-oxoprolinase (ATP-hydrolyzing) activity
Source: RefSeq, a predicted model, not a curated record
AUGUUCCGCAUCGGCGUCGACGUCGGCGGCACCAACACCGACAGCGCGCUCCUGGACGUGACGCAGCUAGCCUCGCCAUCUCGCGGCGUCCUCGCAACCUGCAAGACGCCGACCACCCCCAAUGUCACCGAAGGCAUCCAGACGGCCAUCCAAGACGUCCUGCUGACGUCCAGAGUCGACCGCUCCAAGAUCCUCAACGUCGCAAUCGGCACCACCCACUUCGUCAACGCCGUGGUCGAGAAGGAUGCGCGCCGCCUCAGCAAAGUCGCCGUGCUGAGGUUGUGCGGACCCUACACGAGACAACUACCGCCCUUCAUUGACUUUCCCUACGCGUUGAAGGCGGUCAUCCAAGGGCCGCACUACUUCCUCAACGGCGGGCUCGAAAUCGACGGGCGGGAGAUCACGCCCCUGAACGAGCAGCAAAUCCGAGACGCCGCCGCCGAGAUCCACGCCGCCGGCAUCAGCGCUCUCGCCCUCGUGGGCGUCUUCUCGGCCCUCGACUCCUCCGGCCGCCACGAAGAGCGCGCCAAGGCCAUCAUCCAAGAGGCCUAUCCGCACAUGUCGGUCGUCUGCUCGCACACCAUCGGCGGGCCCGGCCUUCUCGAGCGCGAGAACGCCACCAUCCUCAACGCCUCGAUCCUGGCCUUUGCGCGACGCACCGUCGCCGGCUUCCGGCGGGCGAUGCAACAGCUAAACCUCCGCUGCCCGCUGUAUGUGACGCAGAACGACGGCACGCUGGCCGAUGCCGCGGCGGCAGCAGAACUGCCGGUCAAGACCUUUGCGAGCGGGCCGACCAACUCGCUCAUGGGCGCCGCCUUCCUGCAGGGGCUCGGACAGGGCUCACAGGCCGCCAGUGACAAGCAAGUCAUCGUCGUGGAUAUCGGCGGCACGACGACCGACAUCUGCGCCUUGCUGCCCAGCGGAUUCCCGAGACAGGCUCCGAACUUCGUGGAGGUGGGUGGCGUGCGGACGGCAUUCAGCAUGCCAGAGGUCUUUUCCAUUGGCUUGGGCGGCGGGAGUCGCGUGCGCGAGGAUGGUGCAAAGGUCACUAUCGGCCCGGAUAGCGUUGCUCAUCGGCUGAAACAAGAGGCUUUGGUGUUCGGAGGUCAGGCCCUGACGACCACCGAUGUGAUUGUCGCGGCUGGAGGUGUCAGUGUUGGUGACACGCAUCUCGUCAAACACAUCACCCCGGAGCAGAUCACGAGGACGAAGACGGAAAUCAAAAGGAUGAUAGAGAAAGCCGUAGAUGCCAUGAAGGUAUCGGCAGAACCGGUGGUCGUGCUGUUGGUAGGUGGUGGGUCCAUACUGGUGACGGAUGACCUAGACGGCGUCGAGCAGUGCCUGUGCCCUCCACAUCAUGAUUCAGCCAAUGCGGUGGGGGCUGCCAUCGCAAAAGUCUCGGGCGAGGUCGAUCUGAUCGAGGUAUUGCUGGGGAGAGACGAGGCCGAGAUCCUCGCUUCUGUGAAAAAACGAGCAGUCGAGGACGCUAUCGCUAGAGGGGCAGAUCCUGACCGCGUUGACAUCGUCCAGGUCGAGAAGAUCCCGCUACAGUAUGUCACCAACAAAGCGACACGCUUGGUUGUGAAGGCUGUCGGUGAUCUGAAGGUCUCCCACGCAGCGCUGACGAGUCCAACGGAGACGAAUGGGGAUCAAGGCAAAGCAGAUGCCGUGCAGGCACCAGAAACAAGGAAGAGUGAGAUUCUGUCCCAGGAACUGGGGAGCCUGGCCAGGCCUACACUGGACGUAGACCUGAACACAUACAGACCAGAGGUAAGGGACCGAGUGUGGUAUCUCUCUCCAGUUGAUGUCGAGCUCAUUGCUUCCGGCACCGGCAUCCUGGGCACUGGUGGCGGCGGAUCCUCAUACAACAUGGCGCUGCACACGCUUAACAUCCUGCGCCAGCAAGGUCCAGGCAGGAUGCGAGUUGUGGCGCCGGAGUCUCUCGCUGACGAUGACAUCUGUGUCGAGGGCGCAGGAUAUGGAGCCCCGAGCGUAAGCAAUGAGAGGAUCGCUUCUGGUCAGGAGGUGUUUGACGCCGUCGACACCGUGAACAGGAUAAUGGGAUACAAAGACUUUACUGCUAUUGUGGCAGUCGAGAUCGGAGGAGGUAACGGGCUGGUGACCUUCCCUUCUAGCGCACAUUACGAUCGGCCCGUCGUGGACUGCGACCUGAUGGGCCGUGCUUAUCCUACCAUCGAGCACACGACACCUUAUCUUUUCGGCGAGGACGUGUGCCCCUGUGCGACGACAGAUGGAGCCGGCAAUGCGGUUGUGGCAAUGAACGCCCAGUCCUACCGCAAAGUCGAAGGGAUGAUCCGGACUGCAUGCAUUGAGCUGGGCAACGCUACCGCUGCCGCAGGUGCUCCAUUCAAAGGUUCCAUCAUCAAGAAGUAUGCUGUGCCCAACACCGUAUCCCAGGCAUGGUUCCUGGGUCGAGCUGUGCAUAUGGCGCGGCAGACCAAGGUUGACUUCAUCAAGGCUAUUGGGAGCGAAACUCCAGUGAAGUUGCUGUAUACGGGCAAAGUGAUUGACGUGACCCGCGAUGUUUCAAGAGGAUACACCGUUGGUCGAUGUCUUCUAGCGCCUCUCUCGUCCGACGAGCUGCAGGACACGGGACCUGGAGUAGCGGCUGAGACCAGGAACAUGGUGAUUCCGUUCCAGAACGAAUACCUAGCAGCGGCGUUUGUCGUGCCGGGCCAGGCCGAUGAGGCUGGAGAGAUGGCCUGUACGGUGCCUGAUCUAAUAUCCAUCCUUGGACAGGAUGGCGAGGCGUUGGGAUCUCCGGAGUUGAGAUAUGGUCUGCGGGUGAAGGUUAUCGCCAUGCCGGCCUCGCCAAUAUGGACAAAGACGGAACGCGGCUUGCAAGUGGGUGGCCCUGAGUUCUUCCAGCUUGGGUGUGACUAUAAGAGUAUCGGCGAGUAUCAGAAGCCGCGAAGUGUGAUAGACGAGUUCUCGCGGUAA